UUUUCUUAUUUAUUUUAUUUUCUUUUAAUUAAUGAAUUUGAAGAACAAAACAAAAAUUCAAGUAGAAAAUGUAUUUUCUAGCGAACUUUAAACGGAUUUAUAAUACUCUUCCCUGUAUUCCCCAUACAUUUCAGAAUAAAUUCUUAGCUACAACUGCCAGUCUCAACGCCAUGAAGUAUCUCAAUCAAACGGAAGCUAUUAAUGUGGACCAGGAACUUUUCAACGAGUAUAAAUUCAGUGUUGAUCAGCUAAUGGAAUUGGCCGGCUUGAGUUGUGCUCAUGCCAUUGCUAAAUGUUUUGAUGCCGCAAAACAUAGGCGAGUCUUAGUUUGUUGUGGUCCAGGCAAUAAUGGCGGUGAUGGUUUGGUAUGUGCACGCCAUUUAACCCUUAUGGGUUAUAAGCCUUAUAUUUAUUAUCCGAAACCUACUCCAAAUCCAUUGUAUGAAAAUUUAUCACAUCAAUGUAGAGGUAUGAACAUUGAAUUCCUCACAAGCUGUCCGGAGGAAGGAGAAGUAGCCAAAUCUUUUGACCUAAUAGUUGAUGCUUUAUUUGGCUUUAGUUUCAAGCCGCCGGUGAGGGAGGCAUUUGCACCAAUUGUUAAGGUGUUGCAGAAAACUCAAGUCCCCAUUGCCAGCAUUGAUAUACCCAGUGGUUGGCAUGUGGAGAAUGGCAAGAAUGAGCAAAAUGAUUUUGAACCCACAUUGUUAAUAUCAUUGACAGCUCCCAAAAUGUGUGCUCAACACUUUAAGGGAACCUAUCAUUAUUUGGGUGGCAGAUUUGUACCUCCUGGUCUUAAAGCUAAAUAUAACCUUGACUUACCCGAGUAUCCAGGUACCGAAACUUGUGUUAAGUUAUAGUUAUUUGAAAGAGCAAAUAAAUUUAAAAAAAAUUCAUUUAUUUAUUA
Messenger RNA from Lucilia cuprina (Australian sheep blowfly), 904 nucleotides. RefSeq names its product NAD(P)H-hydrate epimerase (gene Naxe). The transcript is spliced from 3 exons. Gene Ontology annotation, molecular function: NAD(P)HX epimerase activity. Lineage: Eukaryota; Metazoa; Arthropoda; Insecta; Diptera; Calliphoridae. Bases 69 to 857 code for a protein of 262 amino acids. Gene Ontology annotation, cellular component: mitochondrion. The record is from RefSeq and is a predicted model, not a curated record.